AUGCCUCGCCCCGCUCCUGACUAUAUCAAGCGAAUGGAGAAUACCUGCAACUGUCCAGAGGACCAGCUCCAAUUCAUUCUCCCCAUUGGUUUCAUGAUCUACCAGCGCAACUCAGAGUUCAUGCGGUACCACUCUAUGAGGUCACCGGAUCCCAACGCCACCGACGUGGCCAACUUGGCUCCCAUCCUCGAGGUUGAGAUGCCGUUCGCUCUCGAGGGAUAUGGAAUCCCCGGUAAUCAGGCUGAACAGUAUUCUCAGUUAUACCUCAACCACAUGCGUCACAGCGGCUGGGGCAGAUGGGACCAGCAGGGACCGUGGCCCACUCCGCCGCCUCCGCCUCUUCCUGCGCCACCACCCCGCCGUAAGCGUAGUUGUGUCGUGAUGUGA
Messenger RNA from Apiotrichum porosum, 387 nucleotides. RefSeq lists its product as uncharacterized. The transcript has 3 exons. The record is from RefSeq and is a predicted model, not a curated record. NCBI's taxonomy places the organism in Eukaryota, Fungi, Basidiomycota, Tremellomycetes, Trichosporonales, Trichosporonaceae. The coding region runs from base 1 to 387 and encodes 128 amino acids.